This is a messenger RNA of Cyphellophora europaea CBS 101466, 1749 nucleotides long. RefSeq lists its product as uncharacterized. Bases 1 to 1749 code for a protein of 582 amino acids. Gene Ontology annotation, molecular function: DNA-binding transcription factor activity; DNA binding. Lineage: Eukaryota; Fungi; Ascomycota; Eurotiomycetes; Chaetothyriales; Cyphellophoraceae. The record is from RefSeq and is a predicted model, not a curated record. The transcript has 2 exons. Gene Ontology annotation, biological process: positive regulation of transcription by RNA polymerase II; meiotic cell cycle. Gene Ontology annotation, cellular component: nuclear chromosome.
AUGGACGGCUACGACCCUCUUUCGAUGCCUUACGGCAACAGUCCCAUGCCCUUCCCGGCAGGGAACAUGCAGAACCUCGACUACAUGAGCGUUCCGUCGGUCAUGGACCUGCAGGAUCAGUACUCCAAUUUUGACUCGGAGCCAUAUAUGAGCGAUGACAUGGGCUUUGCGCCGUCUCAGAGCCUACAGCCUCAAGCCAUGAUGAAGCAGCGCUUCUCUAGCUUCGAAGAUCCGUUCGCCGAAGGCACGAUCGCCCAGUUCGAGCAAAUGCCAGGCGAAGAAAGCUCCAGUAUCGAUCGCGACAGUAAAUACCUGAGCUUCUCAAUGCCACAAUACAAUUUCACACUUCUGGACGACUCAUUUAGAAGGUCGUCCGUCAAUAUCAAUGCUCAACUUCACGGCAUGUUCUUCCUCGCAGAGUCGCAAUGGCCCGCAACCGCCGACACGCCCCCACCGCCGCCGGAGCUCACUUGCUACAGACGAAAUCUAUUUCAGAUCACCGGCUCCGUCACACUUCCACGGAACCUGAGAUACGUUUUCACCGAUGACGGCUCACGGAUACCUAUAUACGAGCUAGAAUUGACCGUCUCCGCGACCGAGUCGGUGGAGGGGAACACCGUCAAAAUCAUCUCCGUCCCCUGGAAAACUCCUUCUGGCGGCGAAACCUCAAAACCCGAGGACAAAAUCGAGCGAGAGCCUCCCAGCGUCCAGCUUGAUAAGAUGUCGGGACAGGACCUUGAUACCGAUUUUACUACGUUCCCUAUCCAGUGGAAGCGACUACAGUUCCGCAUUGCGACUGCGAACAAUGGCCGACGGAAGGAGCUCCAGCAGCAUUUCACUUUGCACCUAAAGAUUCUGGCUUCUUUGUCGACUGGCGGUAAAAUUUCAAUAGCUGAAGCUCAUUCUGGUGCUAUCAUUGUUCGCGGGAGAAGUCCGCGCAACUUUGCCGCCCGCAAGGAUCUGCCUCUGAGCAGCAGUUCCACGGCAAGGAAGCACAUUGCAUCCGUCUCCCGAAAUUCGACCACCUCGGUCCCACAAGUCACUUCGGCGCCCAAGGCCAAGACUCCUCCCGAAGAGGGCCUGCAUAUGGUGCAAAAAUACGAAACUGAAUCGUCUGUUCCCGAGCCUCUCCCGACACCCACUUUCACCACUCCAAUGAAUCCUCCUGGUAUGCCAUCGUCGCUUAGUCCAGAAGGGCAGACGCCGGCCUACGCCUUUACUUUUACGGCGGGCAUGGGUUCGUCGGGGCCUGAAAGCCUUCAUUUCAGUAGUGAUGAUGAAGGUGGUAGCCCAUAUCCUCACCAGCCGCAAUCUCGACAAUCCUCAACCAAGCCCCCGACCUCCAACCCUUUGCCGUCACCGGACCUCAUGAACACUGGCAAACCCAGAGCUCAGACGCUCUCCGGGGUAAGUCCGACAAACGCCUUGGGAGAACUGCCGUCACAGCGACCUAGACUUCAAUCACAUCACACGUCUAUGACUGCAGUUCCUUCUUCAGUUUCGUCGUCUCAUGCACACAGGCCGGAUCUUUUACACCGCAAAUCUGGUCCGAUGCUUAGCCCUGGCGGCGAGAGCGCUGACCAACUUUACGAAUAUUUUCCUCUACCUCUUGAAGACUGGCAGCCUCCUGUAGAUGCCGUUUUCCGACCCCAUGUGGUUCACCACGAACUCCCGUUCCCUCCAGACCCCAGGUCGCCCAUGGUCGGCCGAGGCAGCACGAGCAAGCGGUACUUCUCGGAAGUCGCAUAG